AUGGUUCAAUCACAUGCAUUCGCUGCUGAUCUUAAAUGCUUGUGCAAUCGAGAACAGCUUCCUAAAACAAGCAAGUUUUUAUCUCUAAAUCCCUUUUUAGACGAGCAUGGAAUCAUUCGCGUGGGCGGUAGGCUCCAGCAUGCUGACUUGCCCUAUUCAGUGAAACACCAAAUAGUGUUACCAUCCAAGCAUCCAUUUACUAAGUUGUUAAUAAAGCACGAGCACACUAAGCUUCUUCACGCAGGAGCACAAAUGACGUUGACCUCCAUACGUCAAAGGUUCUGGCCGUUGAACGGGAGGAAUACUGUUCAUCUUAUCGUUAGAAACUGUAUAGCAUGUUUUAGGAUGAAUCCUCCAAUGAUCCAGCCCCUCAUGGGCAAUUUACCAAGGCAUAAAGUUCAAGCCUCACGAGUCUUUGCGAAUAUUGGGAUUGAUUUUUGUGGUCCUUUUCAAUUACGUGAGAGCAAACGACGAAACUCAAGGACGGUGAAAUCUUAUGUCGCAAUUUUCGUGUGUUUGGCGGCAACUAAGGCCGUGCACAUUGAAAUGACAUUUGAUUUAUCAGCCGAAGAGUUCAUACAUACCCUCAAACGCUUCAUUGGACGCAGAGGCAAGCCGAGUCACAUUUUUUCGGACAAACUUCACGGGAGCAGACCGAGAGCUAAGUGA
Messenger RNA from Trachymyrmex cornetzi, 669 nucleotides. RefSeq lists its product as uncharacterized. Gene Ontology annotation, molecular function: nucleic acid binding. Bases 1 to 669 code for a protein of 222 amino acids. Lineage: Eukaryota; Metazoa; Arthropoda; Insecta; Hymenoptera; Formicidae. The transcript has a single exon. The record is from RefSeq and is a predicted model, not a curated record.